Molecule: messenger RNA, 1326 nt
Organism: Phytophthora infestans T30-4
Lineage: Eukaryota; Oomycota; Peronosporomycetes; Peronosporales; Peronosporaceae
Product: ATP-binding Cassette (ABC) Superfamily
Exons: 2
Coding region: 1-1326 (441 amino acids)
Cellular component (GO): membrane
Molecular function (GO): ABC-type transporter activity; ATP binding; ATP hydrolysis activity
Source: RefSeq, a predicted model, not a curated record
AUGCCGAGAGGGACAACUGCACUAACUAUCAUCAGGCGAGUUCAGCGCGUAAUUGACGAUAUGGGGCUGCGUGUAUGUGAGAACGCUAUGGUCGGGGAUAUGUUCCACAAAGGAAUUUCUGGAGGUCAGAAGCGGCGUCUUAGUAUCGCGAUUGAAAUGCUGUCAGAUCCAUCGAUUUUACUGCUUGAUGAACCCACUUCAGGACUCGACUCUGCGUCGACGUUCAACGUGGUAAAGCUUAUAUCUCGGCUAAGUAACGAAGGCAGAACCAUCAUCUGUACGAUACAUCAGCCGUCGUCUUUAGUCUACGAAAUGUUUUCGAAUGUAGCCAUCCUGACAGCGGGACGGACCGUGUACUUUGGCUCUCGCACGAAAAUCCUGCACCAUUUCUCCUCUCUUGGCUACAAUUGUCCGCAAUAUCAAGACCCGGUGGAAUAUUUCAUCGACCUCGCCAAUACGGACUUCGAAGGACACGGAGAUAUCGACGCACUCAUCAAUGGAUACGCUUCCAGCGCUGUUGCAGCUCGGAUCAUCAAUGGAUACACAAGUGUCGCCAUUUCAACAAUUUUCCGUCUUGCUGCAUCGAAAUUUACUCAACAACGUGCGAAAUCCUGGGAUCUAUUGGAUCGACUCGUCACUUAUACGGUGCUAUCGACCAUGGUAGGCACCAUGUACUUGUCCUCCAACCCCAAGAUCGUCGCCUCUGACAUCGCAUUGCUUCUAACAUACGUCAACAUCUACCUCGUCUUCCUGUCGAUCGCCGUGCUGCCAUUUUUUAUCGAGCAACGUGCGGUCUUUCUUCGAGAACGGAACAACAGCGGGUUGAGCGUCUUCGGCUACGUGGCUGCAAACUUCUUGGGUGCGUUGCCCGGUAUCUUCCUCAUUGCAUUGAGCUCCACGGUACUCGUCGGGUGCUUGGCAGGGCUAAACUCCUACGAUGUUUUCCUGGUUGUGGUGUUUCUAUCGCUCAUCGUGGCGGAGAACCUCAUGCACCUCAUCUCAGCUGUUGUACCGCAGUUUAUUGUCGGGAUGGCGUUGGGAGCAGCCAUUUUCGGAUGGUUUAUCUUAGUCAUGGGGUUGUUUGUGCCUGGUCCUGCUAUGCCAGACUACUGGCGAUGGGCACAUCGGUUGGGCUUUCUGUCCGAGGUGCUGCUGUUCAACCAGUUCCGUGAUGAUUUAUCUUUGCAGAGUCAAGCUGUACUGGCUAAGUUCGUGACGGACGAAGUUCACAUCGGGAAAGACCUGGUAGUGCUGGCUGCUGAUGCUGUAGCGUUCGAGGUGGCGUUCGCUGUCAUUCUGUACAAGUUUCACACUGGUCGACGAUAG